CUGUAUAAUUAGCUUUGUUGGGGUAACGGCGCCCUCUUGAGGUUCACGGUGAGCUGUGCAUGCUGAUGAGCUGAUAGGUAAUCCAUUAACUUUCCUUGCAGUCAAUGAUUAUCGAUUACUAGUGAACGAUACAAAGUUCAUUGCAAACCGUGAUAAACACAUAUAAUGAAUUCGAUUGGAAAAAGAGCAUCAUGUCUUUGAGAACAUUUUCCUGCAGAGUUUUGUUUAAACUUUUGAACCCCGGUGUCGUCGCUUCGAGCAAAUCGCGCAGUGCACGAGAUGCAGCAGCUGUCGUGUUGGCUCGGAGCUCCGCGAGGGGCUACUACAACACCGGGAAACCCAGGUACCCAGGACCGGACGGGGCGGCCCAGGUCCGGGUGGUGGACCUCCGCAGCGACACGGUGACCAAGCCCGGGCCGGCGAUGAGACGGGCCAUGGCGGAGGCCGAGGUCGGAGAUGACGUGAUGGGAGAAGACCCGACUGUAAACGGGUUACAGAAAAUUGCUGCUGAUAUGUUUCGGAUGGAGGCUGCAUUGUUUGUUCCCACCGGGACCAUGAGUAAUCUCAUUGCAGUGAUGGUGCACUGCAGGGAACGAGGUGACGAGAUGAUUGUGGGCGAUCUGUCACAUAUACAUGUAUAUGAGCAAGGAGGGAGCGCACAGCUCGCUGGUGUCCACGCCACCACAGUGACCACUCUACCUGAUGGAUCAUUUGACUUGAAGCAGCUGGAAUCAAAGAUCCGCCACGGUUACCCUGACCCCCACUUCCCCCGCACACGCCUCAUAUGUGUGGAGAACACACAGAACAUACAGGGAGGGCGUGUGCUGCCUCUGAGCUUCCUGCAGGAGGUUCGUGCUUGUGCAGAUAGAUACGGUCUGUCAGUUCACAUGGACGGGGCCAGGGUGAUGAACGCUGCUGUGGCCCUGGGGGUGCCUCCAUCCACUAUACUGCAGCACACACACACUGUCAGUGUGUGUCUCUCCAAGGGUUUAGGUGCCCCAGUAGGAACCAUGCUGGCUGGACCUAAAGACUUCAUAUCCCGGGCAGUACGGUGCCGCAAAGCCCUGGGUGGGGGGAUGCGGCAGGCUGGUAUACUAGCAGCAGCUGGAAAACUGUCUUUACUAGAGAUGGUUGGAAGACUGGAGGAGGAUCACCGCAAUGCAAAAGCUUUUGCUCAAGCUCUGCUCAACUGCGACCCUCAUCUAUUCGCUGUAGACAUGGCUGGGGUGGAGACAAACAUCCUGCGGUUCUAUCUACAGGAGCCCGGUUUAAGCCCCUCUGAGUUCUGUGCCCGCAUGGCUGAGGUUGGUGAAGGAGAGGAGGAAGCACUGGGACAAGGGAUACAGGUUCUCAUGUUCCCCCAUUUUGGAAAUUCAGUACGGGCUGUAUGGCAUCUUGGGAUCUCCCCUGAAGAUACUCAGCUGGCCAUCCAGAAAAUGCAAUUUGUGGUUUUUCAGUUCUUAAAGGAAAAAGCCAGGGCCCAUUGAAACCUGAUAUUUCCAAAGAUGUGUAGUCUAAUCAGGACUGAUCAUAGCUCACUCUAAAAAGAGAGUAACGGAUGUCAAACACGAGACAAAUACUGUACAACUUGGCUCACUUUCUUUUAAUCAUUAAUUUAAUUCAAAACAGUUUUUUGUAAUUCUCAUUAAAUUAAGUGAACAAAUAUCUCUUGUCAGAGUUUUUCUUCCUUUUUAA
This is a messenger RNA of Centropristis striata (black sea bass), 1695 nucleotides long. It is a transcript of the gene tha1, whose product is annotated as threonine aldolase 1. Gene Ontology annotation, biological process: glycine biosynthetic process; L-threonine catabolic process. Gene Ontology annotation, cellular component: cytosol. The record is from RefSeq and is a predicted model, not a curated record. Gene Ontology annotation, molecular function: L-allo-threonine aldolase activity. The transcript is spliced from 7 exons. NCBI's taxonomy places the organism in Eukaryota, Metazoa, Chordata, Actinopteri, Perciformes, Serranidae. Bases 192 to 1487 code for a protein of 431 amino acids.